AACGGGAGGUGGUGGCGGAGUGCGCCCUGCAGCUGCGCAGGAUCGGCGACAAGUGGGACCUGCGGCAGAAGAUCUUGAACCUCCUAACAAAGCUAUUCUGCCCGGAAACGUGA
Messenger RNA from Nipponia nippon (crested ibis), 113 nucleotides. The record is from RefSeq and is a predicted model, not a curated record. NCBI's taxonomy places the organism in Eukaryota, Metazoa, Chordata, Aves, Pelecaniformes, Threskiornithidae.